Molecule: messenger RNA, 612 nt
Organism: Cornus florida
Lineage: Eukaryota; Viridiplantae; Streptophyta; Magnoliopsida; Cornales; Cornaceae
Exons: 2
Coding region: 1-612 (203 amino acids)
Biological process (GO): DNA integration
Molecular function (GO): nucleic acid binding
Source: RefSeq, a predicted model, not a curated record
AUGGCAGGUCAUUUCCAAGCUGAUGAGCCAGAAAGGAUCAAGCCUGCAAAGAAAGCAUGGGAGAUUUUCAAUGUUGAUAUAGAUGGCUUAGACUUGGAACAUUGGAGAACACCAAUCAUCCAUUUUUUGCAGGAGCCUAGUACCAACAUGGAUAAGAGAAUUCAACUUUUGGCACCUCAUUAUAUUUUGAUUGAUGGAGAUCUCUAUAAAAAGAGUAAAGAAGAUGGACUUUUGCUCAGAUGCCUCGGCAGGGAUGAAUCUAUGAGAGUAAUGGCAGAAUCGCACCUUGGAAUAUGCGGAGCACACCAAGCUGGAAUCAAGAUGAGGUGGCUUCUUAGAAGAGGGUGGGCUUUAGACUUCAUUGGAAAGUUAAGGCCACCAUCUGCAGAUGGUCACACUUAUAUGGUAGUUGCAAUAGAUUAUUUCACCAAGUGGGUGGAGGUCAUUCCAUUAAAGACUUGUGAGCAACCAACAGUCAUUAGUUUCAUCAAGAAGCACAUUAUACACAGAUUUGGGAUUCCAGAGACUCUCACCACAGAUAGAAGCCUUUCUUUCAUUGGAAGUGAGGUCAUUGACUAUUGUGCUGAAUGUUGUGAUACCCCUCGGAUCUGA